This is a messenger RNA of Triticum aestivum (bread wheat), 1377 nucleotides long. Its product is annotated as germin-like protein 8-11. Bases 394 to 1227 code for a protein of 277 amino acids. Gene Ontology annotation, molecular function: manganese ion binding. The record is from RefSeq and is a predicted model, not a curated record. The transcript is spliced from 2 exons. NCBI's taxonomy places the organism in Eukaryota, Viridiplantae, Streptophyta, Magnoliopsida, Poales, Poaceae.
GUCGUCGUCGUCGCUUCUUGCUGCAAGUACUCAACCACUUGGAGAGAAAUUUGACCAGGCAUGAUAUAUAUAUCUGAUUGACUUGAUCAUAACAGGGGCUGCUACAUAUAAUAGUUGUGUUAGGUGCACUCAUGCAUGGAUUGACGUGCCCUGAUUUCAAAUUUGACCAGGCAUAGUUGACACAAUCCAGACUGUUACUCAUAUCUAGUCCCAGAUGGAGUAGCUCAAUUUGCUUCUUUAUUUAUAAAUUAUUAAAGGGGAAAUAUGUCCCUUAGGCAUACUAAAAGUGAACUUGAUGAUGCACAGAACUUUUCCUGGAUUUGAGUAUGGCUGACCAUGUCUCAAAAGUUUAUGCAAAAUAACCAGUAGUCUCACUAGCCAGAGACCAUUUCUAUGGGUUGCUCCUUUCCACUUGACUAUGUCCAUUGCCCACAAGUUCACACUGCUCGUUGCGCCUAUAUAAACACAUGCUUCCCCUGCAUACUCAAACCAUCACUCACACACAGGAAAACAAGAGAAAAGAAGAGCGAAAGAAGCUCAAAUCGAAUGGCGUCGUCCCCUUCCUUCCUUCUCCUCGCCGCUCUUCUUGCCUUGGUCUCAUGGCAGGCUGUUGCCUCCGACCCUGGCCCUCUCCAGGACUUCUGUGUCGCCGACAUGAAUUCACCAGUACGUGUCAAUGGGUUUGUGUGCAAGAACCCAGUGGAGGUCAACGCUGAUGACUUCUUCAAGGCAGCCGCCCUCGACAAGCCUAGGGUGACCAACAAGGUUGGAUCCAACGUCACUUUGAUCAACGUCAUGCAGAUUGCUGGACUCAACACCCUCGGCGUCUCAAUUGCGCGCAUCGACUAUGCUCCCUUGGGCCAGAACCCACCACAUACGCACCCUCGCGCCACUGAGAUCCUCACGGUGCUUGAGGGGACACUGUACGUUGGCUUUGUCACAUCCAACCAGCCCGCCCCAAACAGAAACAAGUUCCUCUCCAAGGUGCUCAACAAAGGUGAUGUGUUUGUCUUCCCGGUGGGGCUCAUUCACUUCCAAUUCAACCCCAACCCCCACAAACCCGCCGUUGGAAUUGCUGCGCUUAGCAGCCAGAACCCAGGGGCUAUCACAAUUGCCAAUGCGGUGUUUGGGUCGGACCCACAAAUAUCCGAUGAUGUUCUUGCCAAGGCGUUUCAGGUGGAAAUUGACUGGCUCCAGGCUCAGUUCUGGGAGAACAACCACAACUAAGUGAAACGUUGGCUGAUUACACGGAGGACCAGUGCGCAAAUUAAGGACAUGUUCGAGUUUCUAGAUGUGCAUCCUAAUCUAUAAAAUAAAUGUAGGAUAUGUCAUUCCAUUGCGUGUCUGUAAUGAGUGACUGUAUUUCUACCUUCUGAA